GUCUGUCAGCCUUGCGCAGUGUCAUCUGGCGGUAUAGAUAAGGAAAUUGUCAUCAUUCCGAUCGCAUAAAAAAUCUAAAAAUGGUUUUAAGCAGUUAUCACAAAAUGAGCAGACAUGACAACCCAGUUCCAGAAAGUGAAAAUAAAAUAAAAACGUUGGAUGUAGUUACACAUUUCUGGAACUGUUUUUAGCCAAAAGUUUUUCAGGUUCGCAUUGAAAAACGUGAUAAGGCGUAGUCAACGACAGAGCGGCAGUGUGCCCUAGCAGCCUCACAAACCGGUUAGACGGACACCUGCGUGAGUGGUUCCUUCUUUCUUGAUGUACAACAUUCUGAAGCCAGCAGAGUGAAUUCCUGUGACUUAAUCAGACGUGAAAAGUGAUGUGCUAAUAUGCCGUUAUUUGAACAUUGAGUUGUUUCAGCUUGCAAGCAUGUGGGUAUAUUAACAUAAUUCCAAGAGCCAUAGAUUGACAACACCUACUGCAAGGAAUUGGGACAGAAGAACUGAAAAACAAAUGAGUGCCAACACAUCACAUGGAUAAAGGGAGGCUAUGGAAUGACCAAAGCCAGAUUUAACAUCUCCAUGUUGAAAUAUUUUGUUAAAAAUGUAUUCAUGGGCCGUCCACACUUGCGACAUGUUCUCAUCAUUUUUUUAGUUCUUUUCCUGCUCUUGUCCAUUCUCUGGGUUGAUGUCAUUGAGACAUGGUGGAUGGGCCCAUACUGGCGUUACAAACCUCCAGAGCUGUGUACACAGAAGGAAGAUGAUUUAAAAUCUUUAAGGAGAGAACAGACCUUACUUAAAUUGCAAUCAGAGAACUUCUUCACCAUCACAAAUGAGAAGCUGUGCACGGCUUCCAGCCCAUUUCUCCUGACAUUCAUUAUAAGUGCUCCCAAGAAUUUUGCUCUACGUGCACUCAUUCGCAAUACGUGGGCCAAUCGUACCUCCAUAGGUGGAAGACGAGUGCUAAGUCUGUUUGCCCUUGGAAUUUCAACGCAAAAUGAUGACCAGAGACUUAUUCAGAACGAGUCAAAAAAGUUCCAGGACCUCAUUCAAGGCAACUUCCAAGAUACAUAUGCUAAUUUGACCUUGAAGACCAUAUCAAUCCUUCGCUGGACUGCUGCCUUCUGCCCAGAGGCACAAUAUAUAAUGAAGGUGGAUGAUGACGUUCUGGUUAGAUAUGAUGUACUCAUACCCUACUUGGUAAAAUCUGCUCAAUCUGGCCCUGCUAAUGGAGAGCAAGAUUUAUACAUGGGCUACUUGCAAAGAAGAAUUACUCCCAUCAGGGACCCAGAUAGUAAAUAUUUUCUGCCCAAAAAAGCAUAUCCUAAUGAAAGUUAUCCUGAUUAUUGUAGUGGGACCGCUUAUGUUCUGUCACGCAGCGCAGCUCACAAGAUCUAUGAAGUUACAUUUAGGACGCCAUGGUUUAUUUUUGAGGAUGUUUAUGUAGGAAUGUGCGCUCAGAAAGUGGGUGUGAUCCCAACCCACUGCAGCUUGUUCUCAGGAGGACCACGUAUCCCAUAUAGUCGUUGCUGCUUUCGAGCGCUAAUCGCAGCGCAUCACAUUAGUCCAGCUGAGCUUUCAUUAUACUGGCAGGAUAUUACAAAUGGACCAGAAUGCUCAUGGAUAAGCACACAUGUAGCUUUUGGUAUUUGCAAAUUUAAAACACUUCUAAAAAACGUUAUGUCUUGGUCACUUAAUUAUAACUAGAACUGCAAAUUUUACCUUCACUUUCAGCAACUACCCAGUGUGGUACACUUUUAAUGUGGUGCUGUGACCUGCCAAUUUUGUGAUCUUACUGUCAAAUAAUAAGCUUUUUAAGACCUAGUUGAAUACAACAGCAAUCAAUCUACAUACUGUAUAAGUAUGUACUGUAUAUAUACAUAUUUGUAUGUUUGUUCCAACAUCAGGCAAGAACAACUGCACAGAUUUUCAUGAAAUUUGGAUGAUCACUCAGGGAUAGCUCAGCUUAGAAUACUGGCUAUAUGGUGUUUCGAUCCCUCUCCGGCAGUAGCAUGAGUCUCAUGAAAUGUAACCCUGUCAUCUACUGACAGAUGAACAAUCACUGGACAAAUUAAGAUGGUGAUAUGGUACUUGAGUGCUUGCCUUCAAACUACUUGAGUGGGAUCUGAUUGUUCCCUUUCUCACUUAGAUCAUUUCUGUAGUCAAAGAUUUCCCCAUGUUCUGUCAUGACCCCAUUCUGCCCAAAAUGGAGCCAAGCUCCAAAAUUUGAGGUCCAAAACAAUCUUUUUAUAAGAGCAGCAGUGCAGCAUGGUGUUUUGUCUUGCUGAAUCUGAAGCAGUCUUAACCCCUAAGUUGAGUCAAAUCUCAUAACAAAUUAGGUUCCCUGAUUAUAUUUAGUCCAAAAAUAAUUAACUUUUCCCACUUUAAAUUUACAAUAUCGGCUUCAAUAUAUAAUCAGUAGGCAUAACUAUAUAACUAUAACUAUAUCCUUUAUUUCUGUUUAAAGUCUCCUUAUAUGUGUAAAUGUUAAUUUGGUUUACCACAGUUAAUCAUAUCCAACUGGGCUGUCCUUUCUUCUCACAGGCUACAGCUAAACGCUAUAUUUAAAACUAGAGAAAGUAAUUAAGGUCCAGUGUUGAAAGUUCAAAGUAUUUACAUCUUCAUAAAUAAAUAUCUCUGAAAAUAUUUUCUCAAUAAAAAAAAAAGAUGAAAAAAUUGCUGAGCAUGACCAAAAUAUUGCCCUUAUUGAAAGUGAGGUGUUAUGUUGCAAAAAAAUGCGAAUACUUGGAUUUCAAGCGUUUUUGGCCCUGACUUCAAAACACAUGACUGAAGAAAUAUUUGAGGCAAAUCAAUUGACAUGUCAGCUUCUUACGUCUUGAAAAAUCAAGUAGCCUAUAGACAAGUCCAAGCCUAACACACACAAAAACUAAUUAUAUGCAUAGAUUAAUGUUUAUGUCCAAAAUUUCAAAGAAUACCCGAGCAAUGUGGGGUUACACAGCUAGUACAAAUAUACAUAUGUAUCUUUGUUACAAUCAUACAUACAAUCUCAUGAUAAAGUAAUGGUAAUGUUACUUUUUCAACAUGUUUGUGCAGGCAAAGUGUCUACAGAUAAAGGUGAAAAAAUAUAUUUGAAUAAAAACACAAGAAAGAAAUUGCCCUUUUAAUCUUUAAUUCAACAAAAAUAUCAAAUUAUCUUCUACUGUGAAAAAAAAUAAGUCCAUCCUUGGCCUCAGAAGCUGGUAUUGCCCCCCCAAAGCAGAAAUGCUUUCUCGAAGGCCUUUUCCAUAGCUACCCUCCAGUCUCUAACAUCGACCCAGUGAAAUUUCUGACCAUUACUCAAAGCAAAUCCCUUCAGUUUCAAAAUGUUUGUGGGAUUCCUUGCAUACUGCCUGUUUCAGAUUCUACAUCAACACUUCAAUGGGAUUCAGAUUAAGGCUUUGAAUAGGGCAGUUCACAACCCUCCAUUUUUUUUUCCUUUUGAGCCAUUUAUUGGUGGAUUUUCUAGUGGAUCAUUUUUGUGUUGAGAGGUCCAUAUCUGGAUCAUCUUUAACUUUCCAACAGUAGGCCUCACAUUUUCCUUAAGCAGACCUUGAUAUUAUGCAAGCUGUACUAGCCACACUUCAGAAACCCCAAACCAUAACAUUUCCACCACCAUGGUUCACUGCUGAAAUUCUGUCUUUCAUUUGUGCCACAUGUCUGCUUUUACUUUGUCCAAACAACUCUACCUUUAUCGGUCCAGAGAAUGUUGUUCCAGAAAGCCUGGCAUUUGCCUACAUGCCCAAUGUCAAACUGUAGUCUUGCACAAAUACUUCUUCUUAAACAGCAAAAGCUUUUUCCUUGCAGACUGAUUCACAUGCAUUUCAAAUAUAGGCAAUCUUUCCGGUUAUAGAUACGUGAACUUUGACACCAACUGCUGAGUUACCUGCAGGUCCCACAAUUAAAUUUUGGGGUUCUUGGAGACUACUUUUAACAUGAACUGGUUAGCUCUUGGGUUGAAUUUGCUGGGCUAGCCAGUCCAGAACAAAUUAGCAGUUGAUUGAAAUGGACAUCACUUGUAGAUUACUAUCCUUACAGUGGAAUCUUUUGAAAUCCUUUCUCAGACUCCUAGACAUUCACAUUCUUUUUUCUGAUGGCCUUUGGAGAGCUCUUGUGAUCUUGGCAUGAUGACACUGCAUAUACCAGUAGAACAGAAAAGAGAACACCAGGCCUUUGCUAUCUGCAGUUUAAAUAAAACAGGUUGCACCGGAGGAGGUUCCAAACAUUGGCACCUAAUCUGCAACACCUGAUUCUAAUUUUAUCAAUUUGAAAUGAUAAAUGGAGGAGUGUGCUUACUUUUUACAUGAGACAAGUCUGCAUUUUAGUUUAUUUAGACUAUGAGAAUGAACAUACAAUAUCAGUCUUAUACGUGAAUAAAUGAUGCAUAGCACCUUGAUGCUUGGGCAUUGCUUACAUGAAGAUCUAAUAUCUGCCUGUUCAAAUAUGUUGAAAAAGCCAACGAUUUCCAAGGGGUGCACUUUUACACAUGACCAUACAUUAUCAAAGACAAUUAAUCCAAAAAUCUUUGUUGUGUAUCAUUUUAAUUGUUUUUGAAUGCUGGGCAAAUUAGGGAAUUCCCUACAAGAGAAAGAGUUCACUGACUAACAGAAAAUGACAAUGCUGGUAUUGCUGGGAUAAAGCGCACAUCAUCCUUACACAUUCAGACUGUUACAUGUCCAGUGUAUACAUUACAAUGACACAUUCUAAACGUUUGGAAAUUUUUGUUUUUAACUGUAAAACAACUCCCUUUUAUUUAUAAGACCUGGGGAUACUAAUGGUUAAAAAAAAUGUACAAUUUUCUAUAGUACACAGUUUCACAACAACUUUUGAAUUUGGAAAGCUGAAAAAAAUGUUUUCUGAUGUACAUCUAAAUGUACUUGGUUUUAUGUAAAUUUUAUUAUUCAGCAUUUUAUACAAUAGGUCUUAAACAAAGAUUACAAAUAGAUUUUAAAAAAUAAAUAUAUUUUGAAUGA
Messenger RNA from Polypterus senegalus (gray bichir), 4969 nucleotides. It is a transcript of the gene b3galt4, whose product is annotated as UDP-Gal:betaGlcNAc beta 1,3-galactosyltransferase, polypeptide 4. Gene Ontology annotation, molecular function: hexosyltransferase activity. Bases 555 to 1706 code for a protein of 383 amino acids. NCBI's taxonomy places the organism in Eukaryota, Metazoa, Chordata, Cladistia, Polypteriformes, Polypteridae. Gene Ontology annotation, cellular component: membrane. The record is from RefSeq and is a predicted model, not a curated record. The transcript has 2 exons.